CGCUUUCAAGUAACUCCACCAGCGAGUGGGUGUCGUGAGACCUUCAACCGUCUUUCCGUCUUUGCUUGCGCAAGGCUCCAGCUCCCGCGACCGGUUUGGAUGUAGCCUUUUACACACGUCGAGCGUUGUCGCCUCUUUGUUGCACCCACGCAUCCUCCCCCGCAUUCGGCGGUCUCGGUCGGCAUCAUGGCUUCCCUCAACCUGGAGAAACAGCUCACCUUUUAUGGAAGCUACCAUCAUAAUCCCGUCAACAUUGGCGUUCACAUAACAUGUGUGCCUCUUAUCAUGAUGACGGCCUUCCUCUUUCUGUCAAACACCCCUGCCGUCUCCUUGCCCGAGUGGCUCUCCGUUCCGAACCUCCCGCUUAACGCAGGGACGUUCUUCUGCGCCCUUUACUCCAUACUAUACAUCUUGAUGGAGCCGGUGGCCGGCGGCCUCCUUACCCCACUACUCUUUGCCGGAACCGCGUUCGUGCAGCACCUGGUCGCUACCUACGGCGCGCUCGCGAACUACUGGGCGAUCGGGUUGCACAUCUUCUCCUGGAUCGCUCAGUUCAUCGGACACGGAAAGUUCGAGGGGCGUGCGCCUGCGCUGUUGGACAACAUCGUCCAGGCCCUGUUCCUGGCGCCGCUCUUCGUUUGGCUGGAAGUCCUAUUCUACUUUGGCUAUCGCCCGGAACUGCAAAGCAGGAUCGAGAAGGCUGUUCAGGACAACCUGAAGAAGUUCAGAGAGGAGAGGCAGAAGAAGCUCGCUGCCAACGGCGCUGCCAACGGAACCAAGAAGGCAACCUAAUUCGCCUCGUAGAGCGCGCCGUAGGGAUGCCAGGCCGGAGGAGUUAACUCGUUAAGUGGUCGAAGGCGUUGGGUUGGCAAGUGAUUAAGCGCCCAGUCGGGUCAGUGAUUUGACAGGACAGUCAUAGAAUGCAUCGGCUGGUC
Aplosporella prunicola CBS 121167 is the source of this 935-nucleotide messenger RNA. RefSeq lists its product as uncharacterized. Gene Ontology annotation, cellular component: endoplasmic reticulum. The transcript has 4 exons. Bases 187 to 792 code for a protein of 201 amino acids. Gene Ontology annotation, biological process: sphingoid catabolic process. The record is from RefSeq and is a predicted model, not a curated record. Lineage: Eukaryota; Fungi; Ascomycota; Dothideomycetes; Botryosphaeriales; Aplosporellaceae.